AGCUGCUCCUGGCAUCCACUGCCGAGCCCGCGCAGCCGCCCUCCUAGCUGGGAAAGCCCCCUGAAGACAGACCGACACCUGUCCCUGCUGCUGGGCUCCGAGAGGAGCGGCUGGUCCCGCCCGGUCCACAGGUACGGAACCGUCUCUACAGUCCCGAGGCUGCCGAGAACCCCAGCGGGGAGCAGAUGCUGAACCGAACCGGUUCGCCAGGUUAAAAGAGAAAGCUGGAGCCGGAGAGGAACUCCGGGGGCUGCAGCUCCAACAACCCAGAGGACAGUAGAGUUGAGGAUCCAGUUCCAGGAAAGACCGCUGGACAAGUUCGCCUCUAACAUUCACUCUAACUCUCCGAUGUUGAAAAGGAGCUUCUGUUACUACAGAAUGGGACUGUUCCACAAAGGCAAAGCUCAGGCUGUCAGACACAGACCAUGGUAUGGAGCAGGCCUUCUCUCUUUUCCACCUCCCACACUGCCAGAUUUGGUCCUGAAGGAAGAGUGCAGCACUUCUGUCUCCGGUUUAGAAUGGAGCUCAGACACUGCACCCCAUGAAUGCUGGCAAGGAAGCUCUGACUAUUUGAAAGAGAGCCAAGUGCCUGAAGAGCGGAGAGAGAUCCGGGACAGUUCCCAGAAGUGUUGCUCAUGCCCACCUAGAUGGAGAUCACUGUGGAGGCCAUGGGAGAGAAUGCCAACAACACACCCACCAACUUCCUGUCUGUACAGGACCCCCAUGGAGCCCAAACUGCUUCCUUCCCAUUCACCUUAAGCUAUGGUGACUAUGACAUGCCCUUGGAUGAAGAGGAGGAUGUGACCAAUUCUCGGACUUUCUUUGCUGCCAAGAUAGUCAUCGGCAUGGCCUUGGUGGGCAUCAUGCUGGUGUGUGGCAUUGGCAACUUCAUCUUUAUCACUGCCUUGGCUCGCUACAGAAAACUGCGCAACCUCACCAACCUGCUCAUUGCCAACCUGGCCAUCUCAGACUUCUUGGUGGCUAUCGUGUGCUGUCCCUUUGAGAUGGACUACUACGUGGUGCGCCAACUCUCCUGGGAGCAUGGGCAUGUUCUGUGUGCCUCUGUCAACUACCUGCGCACUGUCUCUCUCUACGUCUCCACCAACGCCCUGCUGGCCAUUGCCAUUGACAGAUACCUGGCCAUCGUGCAUCCUCUGAGGCCUCGGAUGAAAUGUCAAACAGCCGCAGGCCUGAUCUUCUUGGUGUGGGCCGUGUCCAUCCUCAUCGCCAUCCCUGCGGCCUACUUCACCACCGAGACGGUGCUGGUCGUCGUGGACAGCCAGGAGAAGAUAUUCUGUGGCCAGAUCUGGCCUGUGGACCAGCAGCUCUACUACAAGUCCUACUUCCUCUUGGUCUUCGGCCUUGAGUUCGUGGGCCCGGUGGUCGCCAUGACCCUGUGCUACGCCAGGGUGUCCCGGGAGCUCUGGUUCAAGGCUGUGCCCGGCUUCCAGACAGACCAGAUCCGCCGGAGGCUGCGCUGCCGCCGCAGGACAGUGCUGGGACUGCUGUGUGUGCUCUCGGCCUACGUGCUGUGCUGGGCGCCCUUCUACGGCUUCACUAUCGUGCGCGACUUCUUCCCCUCCGUGUUCGUGAAGGAGAAGCACUACCUCACCGCCUUCUACGUGGUGGAGUGCAUCGCCAUGAGCAACAGCAUGAUCAACACGCUGUGCUUUGUAAGCGUUAGGAACAACACCGGCAAGUACCUCAAGAGAAUCCUGCGGCGGCACUGGAGGACCUCGCCAAGUGGGAGCAAGGCCAGUGCUGACCUCGACCUUAGGACCACGGGGAUGCCUGCCACUGAGGAGGUGGACUGCAUCAGGCUGAAAUGAGUAAACAGGACACACAUGAACAGUGAACUUGGUUUUCUGCAGAGGGGAGGGGGAAGAGACAACCACUGGGGCACUGAGAAGCACUGAGGCCUGGGAUUUCUGAAAUAAAUGCUAGAGAUGCUGCUGUCAUUAGUGAUCAACAAUCAUGACUAAACACCUGAUUUUCACCAAGAGCAGACACAAGUCAAAAACUGAUUAGUUGACAGCAUUUAGUUGACAAAAUGAAAUACGGAUUACAGCAAAGAAAUGUGGUGCUGCGGUAUGGAGAGUGGAAGCAGGGCAUCCAGAAAGAAGCUAGACAAGGCACCUAGGACUCUUCUGCCUGUGCUUCAGUGUGGGUGCCUAAGCCCUUCUAGAUGCUCCCCCCACACAGGGCUGGCUCAUCUCUAACAGUACUUUUACAUUUCAGAUCACUUCUGACAUUAACAAGCCUGGAGCAAGAACACAGAAGAGGUUCCCAGCUAUGAAACCCUUCUUCUCAUCCCAGGAUCUGAUUCCCACUGGGAGGAGCCUCACAUGCCUGCAUAUGGACACCCCAGGAUCCAUGGCCAGAUUCUGACCGUCCCACACUAACCUAUGGCCAUCUCUUAAGCCUAUGUCUCUGAACAUAGAUAGUGGUGCUUCUCUGGAAGAUGGACUUGGGGGAGAAGCUGCAUGGACCCUGGAUGCCAUUUGAAUAGAGAAUUUGGUGGUUCUGAAUUCUAUAGACAAGUCUGGAGAGGAGAAGCCUGGAGAAGUCCCCUUGGCUUCAUGGUCUAUUCACUCUAGGGGAAAAGGAGGAGAGGGAGAGGGAAGGUCAGACAGGACUUUUAAAAGCAUGUGGGCAAGGUAGAGGUGCAAGUUCAAGGAUGCUGCUGUUCCACUGCUCAGUAAAUCUGGACCGAACCAGCAAGGCUUCCCUUCAAGCUCUUUUCUUCCUUCUCAUGUCUUCAUGCUUGUGGAGCAUGGAACCCUUGAAAGUAGACACAACACCUCAGUUUUUCAUUCCCACUAACUCUCAGAAAUGAGGAGUUUCUUUCCCAAUCAGACUGAUUUAUAAGGUGCCCUCUCUGGUAUAGUCGGGGGAAAGAUCCUGGCCAUAAUGUCUGAACCUUUCCCUAGUCAUGAUUCUAGGGAUAAAUAUUUGCUUCUCUUUUUAAAUGAAGGUGAGCUUGGGGAAUGUACCAGCAUAUCUCUACUCCCCAGUAUGAAUAAAAUCAGGCAGGUCAAUGAUAGAGGCUGGACACUUAUGAAGAAGAGGUUGAUCCAAGUUCCAGUGACACCACACACUUCACUAAAGACUAAUCUCACUUGCCAACUUGUCUCUUGUUUAGUGUUUGGAAUUUUGAACUAAGAUCUGAGCUUCAGCUCUGGCUGUGUCAUCUGUAUUGCUCUGGAUACGACUUUAUGAGAACAAAAGUAAUGUUUGUGAAGCCUUGUUGGAAUGGUUGUAGGAUCAACCAAAUAAUAUGUGGAAGAUGUGCUUUCAACCAUAUGAAUAGCAAACAGCCAUCACCAACAAUGGCAUAAAGGACUAAUAAAUGUGGUAUUCCUGGACAGAGAAAAACUUGUAUUUUGCUUAUGUACCUGUCAAAUUCACCAUCUUCCCCUCGCAGUGUUCUUUACGUGAAUUAUUUUCCUGUUCUUCUUGGUGUUGCAUCAUGCAUUGUGUUCCUAAGAGCAGGUCAGUACAAACAAGGCCAUGCACUUUCACAGCAGCUUCAUAAAGGAAGUGGAAAUGAUCUCCAGUCAGAGGAUGGACACAGGGUUCUGGACUCCACAGAAUCAAAGCAUCCCCACUGUCAAGUAACCAUCUUCCCACGCGUGUGCCCAGGCAGCAUGACUCUGGGCUAUGGAAUAGUGACUCCCAGUCUGCUCCCAAUCUUUUACUCUCCCGAGUAUACAGAAAUGCAGAGUGGACCUGUCUCUUUCUUCACAUUUAAUUCCAGAACAGGACAUUUAUAAGGCUGAGCGAUGUUUCCAAAUUUUGGGAGCAAAGUUUAUUUUUAUGCUCUCUUUAUUCCCUUGGAAAUACAUUUCAAAGACCUAUUUAUUUAUUUGAAUUCAUCACUCAACAGACUUAUCUUACUUCUGAAUUCUUUCAGAGAAUAAAAUUUAUUAAAUAUUAGCUUAAACCAAACACACAUAGAAAAAAAGCCCUCUUUUCUCAUUAAAUCAUACACUGAAUUCUAAAAUGAGUUAGUUUGAGGAUUUAGAAAUACUAAGAUGAUAAAAUUUGUUGGCAUUAUACUCACUGUC
Nannospalax galili (Upper Galilee mountains blind mole rat) is the source of this 4067-nucleotide messenger RNA. It is a transcript of the gene Prokr1, whose product is annotated as prokineticin receptor 1. NCBI's taxonomy places the organism in Eukaryota, Metazoa, Chordata, Mammalia, Rodentia, Spalacidae. Gene Ontology annotation, molecular function: neuropeptide receptor activity. The transcript has 4 exons. Gene Ontology annotation, cellular component: membrane. The coding region runs from base 648 to 1829 and encodes 393 amino acids. The record is from RefSeq and is a predicted model, not a curated record. Gene Ontology annotation, biological process: neuropeptide signaling pathway.